This is a messenger RNA of Hypoxylon trugodes, 1605 nucleotides long. Its product is annotated as MFS general substrate transporter. The coding region runs from base 1 to 1605 and encodes 534 amino acids. The transcript is spliced from 2 exons. Gene Ontology annotation, molecular function: transmembrane transporter activity. The record is from RefSeq and is a predicted model, not a curated record. Gene Ontology annotation, biological process: transmembrane transport. Lineage: Eukaryota; Fungi; Ascomycota; Sordariomycetes; Xylariales; Hypoxylaceae. Gene Ontology annotation, cellular component: membrane.
AUGACAGAACCAGCAGAGAUCGAUAAUGGCAUAUUCGAUCCGAACCCCGAAAACAUUGAAAGCGGCAACGAGGAUGGCUUAGGCAAAGCCGAUAUCGAGCGACUCGGUCGCCAACGGCCCGAAACCCUUGCUAACUUGGCGGCCGAGGUCGGAUUCGUUUUUGCGGUGAUCGCCUCACUAUCCAUGAGCGAGUAUUUCAUCAGUGGUUUCAACAUCGUGCUACCCGCUAUCGCCGAAGCACUGGAAAUCCCGGAAGCGCAACGCACAUGGCCAGCCGGAGUGAUCAAUCUAACCACUGCCGCUUUACUCCUUCCGUUCGCUCGGCUCUGCGCGCAGUAUGGAGGUCGCAUCGUGUUUCUGAUCGGCCACAUCUGGCUCCUGAUCUGGUCUAUCGUCUGCGGGUUUAGCAAGAACCCCACAAUGUUAAUAGUGAGCCGAGCUAUGCAAGGUAUAGGAGCCGCCGCCUUCCUCCCCGCCGGCCUCGCGCUCCUAGGACAGACAUAUCGGCCCGGUCCCCGAAAGAACCUCGUCUUCUGUCUGUAUGGCGCGGCAGCUUGUAUAGGGUUCUAUUUUGGUAUUAUCAUGGGUGCUCUCACAGGCCAGCUCGCGAAUUGGACCGUGUACUUUUGGGUUGGAUCGGCGUUCGCCUUCCUCGUUGUCGUUACCGGUUUCUUCACUAUUCCCCGACAUCUCCAUCAUGACUCAACGGAUAUACGUAUGGAUUGGUGGGGCGUAUGCACAAUUGUGCCUGGGCUGACAUUAGUCGUCUUCGCACUCACGGAUGGCGGUAGCGCUCCGGAUGGCUGGCGUACGCCUUAUAUCUAUAUCACUUUUGUGGUCGGCGCGCUCUUGCUCUGUGCUGCGGUGUACGUACAGGGUUGGGUGUCAGCUCAACCGUUACUACCAGCCGACCUGUUCCGCCCGAAAUAUAUGAAACGCGUUUCUACUUUCAUAUUCUGUGGAUUUGGCGUGUUCGCGAUCUUUUUAUUCUAUUCGAGUUUUUAUAUCGAAGAGGUUCUACACGCUACCCCCUUACAAACCGCUGCAUGGUUCAUUCCCCUUGCCGCGGGAGGCUUCAUCAUCGCAAUGACAGGAGGAUUCGUGUUACACAUAUUCUCGGGGCAAAUCUUGCUGAUUAUCUCGGGCUUGGGCUACGUCAUCUGCGUACUGCUCUUCCCCUUAAUACCAGCACAAGACGGACCGGACAAAUUAUCGAGCAGUCACAUCUACUGGGCAUACAUAUUCCCAUCCAUGAUAUGCGGUACUAUUGGAAUCGAUAUCACGUACAAUGUGACGAACGUAUUUGCCACGACAGCCAUGCCUCGACGUCUCCAAGCGACCGCUGCCGGGUGGAUUAUCAGUCUCGGAUACCUCGGUAUGGCAUUCUGGCUUGGUGUCGCCGAGCUAGCUAUAUCAUCAUGGUCUCGUUCUCAUGCAGAUGAGAACCCCACUCUCCGCGAACGAUACCAAAUCGGAUUCUGGACUGGUCUCGGACUUGCCGGAGUUACCUUAGCUUGCGCUGUGACGGCGCGUAUCGGUCAAGCAGCAGCUGAAUUGACAGCGGAUGAAAAGGAUGAAAUGAAACAUAACGAGGCCGAAUCAUAG